This is a messenger RNA of Hydra vulgaris (swiftwater hydra), 874 nucleotides long. Its product is annotated as GPALPP motifs-containing protein 1. NCBI's taxonomy places the organism in Eukaryota, Metazoa, Cnidaria, Hydrozoa, Anthoathecata, Hydridae. The record is from RefSeq and is a predicted model, not a curated record.
UAAUAAAAAUUAGUAGUUUAUUUGUAGAAAUAAAUAAAUAAAGAUUUGAAUUAAAACUAAAAUGACAAAUAUUGGUCCUCAAAUUCCUCCACAUUUACUAAAUGUAAUCAACGCUUGUUCAGAUGAAGAUAAGAAAGAUGAUGAUGAUAGCUUUUAUGGCCCCAGUCUUCCACCAGGUUUUCCAUCAACUGAAAAUAAAGUCAUUGGACCUUCAAUUCCUAGUCAUAUAUUAAAGUCAAUAAAUAAAGAUGAUUCAGAAGAAGAUGAUUUUAUUGGUCCAUCAUUGUUAACUCAUAAUGAAGAUAAUGUAUCUAACUCAGAACAAGUUCAGAAAGAAAUUGAACAACGAGCAGAAGCCAUGAAAAAUAAACUUCUUGGAAAGACGGAAGAAAUUGUGGAGCGAGAAAGCUGGAUGUUAGAACUACCUCCAAGUUUAUCUAAAAAUUUUGGAUUAGGUCCAAGAACUUUUCGUGCAAAUCCUGUUGAACUUGGGGAUAGAUCUGUAUGGACAGAAACACCAGCUAGUAGAGAACAUAAAAGAAAGGAGCGAGAGGAAGCAGCAAAAUCUGGUGUUUUGAAAAAGAAAAAGCCUAUAGAAAUACAUCAACCUUCAAAAGAUGAUAUUGAAACCCAAACUCGCAUAACAGAAUACAAUAUGCAGAAUCGACCACAGUCAUUGCUCGAAAUGCACAGAAGUAAACAAAAAUCGAGUGACGAUUCGAAGAUAAGACGGCCUUUUAAUCGCGAGGCUGACCUGAAAUUAAAUCGCAGUAAUCCGAAGGAAACAGCAAAGUUCAUUGAAUCGGCAAAAUCUUUUUCGGAUAAAUUUUCUGGUGGUAGUUAUGAAAAAAAGUUCCUGUAACCGCUACUAUUA